AUGGAGGUGAACUGCACGCUCAUUGAGUGCCAGGAUGGCAAGAACCCGUCACGCACGCUGUUCAACCUCCUCAUUCUCGAUGCCCCGUCUCCGAGUAAUCUGCCCACGUACAUUAAGACGCUGCAGCGGCGGCAUGUACGGCAUCUUGUGCGUGUGUGUGGCCCCACCUACGACGCGACGCUCGUUGAAAAGAGCGGCAUUGAGGUCCACAGCUGGCCGUUCGAUGAUGGUGCGGCUCCGCCGAAGUCGGUACUGGAGAGCUGGUUCCGGCUGUUAGAUGCUGAAAAGGAUCAGUUGGACUCUGGAGCUUCUGAACAGCCCGCCACGGUUGCGAUCCACUGUGUGGCUGGCCUUGGUCGCGCGCCUAUUCUUGUGGCUUUGGCGCUUGUGGAGUACGGCGGUGUUGAGCCGCUCGACGCGAUUUCAAUGGUUCGCGAGAAGCGGCGUGGUGCCAUCAAUCAGACGCAGAUGCAAUGGCUUUCCAAGUACAAGAGGCGUGGUGGCUCCAGCGGCGGGUGCACGGUCAUGUAA
This is a messenger RNA of Trypanosoma grayi, 531 nucleotides long. RefSeq names its product putative protein tyrosine phosphatase. Gene Ontology annotation, cellular component: nucleus. Gene Ontology annotation, molecular function: protein tyrosine/serine/threonine phosphatase activity. The record is from RefSeq and is a predicted model, not a curated record. The transcript has a single exon. Lineage: Eukaryota; Euglenozoa; Kinetoplastea; Trypanosomatida; Trypanosomatidae. Bases 1 to 531 code for a protein of 176 amino acids. Gene Ontology annotation, biological process: protein dephosphorylation.